AUGGCGAUGGGCAAAAGGAAGGAGCCAGAACCUCUCAGAGCUCUCGUCACUAAAAAAAAACGUGGUAGCAUUAGCGUCAAUAAAACCGGAAGGGGUGGUGGUAGCGGUGCGAUACGCGGUGGUGGAACUAGGGGUCGAGGCAGUAGAGGAAUUGGUGGUCGUAAACCAAGCAUACCUCGUCAACAUCCCUCCGGUGUCAAAUUCCAAGAGAUACCGGAAGGUGCAGGUCUAUACUCAGCUGCAAGCACACCGGCAUCGAGUACCGCACCCUCGACACCUCGUGAAUCGUUCGUAUCCUCUGUUCCUCAGACACCGGGUGAAGAAAUAGAUCAAUACAUUUUACGUGAAGAAGAAAUCACCGAUCAAGAUUUAACGAGAACGAAUAAGGACAGCGGUAUCAGGACCGAAGCAUUUUCACCGGAGCAAACAGAACGGUUCGAGGUGUACAGACGUUCUGCCUUGAGUAAGCCAAACAUCAAGAAGGCCCUAAGCGAUAGCGUGAUUCCGGAACGAGUGAAUACACUUCUAAAAUUAGGAACACAUGCUACUUUGGACGACAGAGUGCGAAAAGUUGCUGGUGAAAGCAUGGUAAUUGCUAGGGUUUAUAUUGAAAAUUUUUUCCGCGUUAA
This is a messenger RNA of Acaulospora colombiana, 629 nucleotides long. The record is from the annotation of a GenBank genome assembly. NCBI's taxonomy places the organism in Eukaryota, Fungi, Glomeromycota, Glomeromycetes, Diversisporales, Acaulosporaceae.